Molecule: messenger RNA, 384 nt
Organism: Microbotryum saponariae
Lineage: Eukaryota; Fungi; Basidiomycota; Microbotryomycetes; Microbotryales; Microbotryaceae
Source: the annotation of a GenBank genome assembly
AUGCCUUCGAUCGCAGAGAACGAGAGGAAGGCUUUGAGGCAUCAUGCGGGCAAGAGGAUUGAUGGGGAGGGGGAUGCGAGGAGGGCAAGGUGGUUGAAGACGAUUGAGAUGAGGAGUAGGAUGGGCGGGCUCUAUGGCACGCUUAGUAUCGAGGUGAGUUGGCAGGUGGGCUUGUGGUCUGGGGCCUUGCUGACCAGUCAUCGUAUGAGUCUUGAGAAUCAUCUAGAUCCCCUAAAACCACCUCGAGCGCUUCUUCCUGAGUACCAGAGGCAACCCCGAACCUACAUCCUCCUUCCCAUGGUGAUCCGAGCCAUGGCGGACGAAAGAGGAGAGUAUACGGAGUGGUGCUCAAUCUACUCUUUACGACCUAAGCGUGAAGAGUGA